AUGAGCUCUCCAAAGGAACCCAUCGCCAUCAUUGGCGCCGGCUGCCGCUUUUCAGGCUCAAGCGACCGGCCGUCCAAGUUAUGGGACCUGCUCAAACAACCAACCGAUGUUGCUCAGGAGAUUCCAUCGGACCGCUUCAACGUCGAUACCUUCUGGCACCCCGUUGGAGCCCGCGGGGGGAGCACCAAUGUAAAGGAGGCGUACUUCAUCUCGGACCGAAAUGUCCGCCAUUUUGACGCCCAGUUCUUCUCCAUGCACCCAUCUGAAGCAGAUGCCAUUGACCCGCAACAUCGUCACCUCCUCGAAGUUGUCUAUGAAGGACUCGAGGAUGCAGGCCUCACACUCGAGAGCCUCCAUGGCUCCAACACGGCCGUAUUUGUCGGUCACAUGUGCAACGACUAUUCAGUCUUGACAAGUCGUGACUUUGACUUCAUCCCCAAGUACAGCGCACCGGGCAUCGCACCUAGCAAUGCCUCGAGUAGGAUAUCCUACUUCUUCAACUGGCAUGGUCCGACACUGACCAUUGACACCGCAUGCUCCUCCAGUCUCAUCGCCUUGGUGCAGGCAGUGCAGACCCUCAGAGAUGGGACAAGUGAUGUUGCCAUCGCGGCCGGCACGAACCUGAUCCUUGAUCCCCUUUCCUUUGUCUCUGAGAGCAACAUUGGCAUGCUCUCGCCAAACGGCCGCUCCCGCAUGUGGGACGCUGGUGCAGAUGGUUAUGCCCGUGGAGAGGGCGUUGGGGCUGUCAUCUUGAAGAAGUUGAGCGCAGCCAUCCGUGAUGGAGAUACGAUAGAUUGUAUUGUGCGCGAGGUUGGCUGCAACCAUGACGGCAAGACCCAGGGCAUCACCAUGCCCAGCGGCGCGGCGCAGGCAGCACUCAUCCGUCAGACCUAUGCCAAAGCAGGACUCAACCCCGAAAACCCAGUCGAUCGAUGCCAGUACUUUGAGGCUCAUGGGACUGGAACUCCUGCAGGAGAUCCGGAGGAGUCAUCGGCACUGAACAGUGCAUUCUUUGGCUCUGGGGAGCACGAUGCAGACGACACCUUGUACGUUGGCUCUGCAAAGACCAUCAUCGGCCACACCGAAGGGACAGCUGGUUUGGCUGGUGUUCUGAAAGCCGCCUUGGCACUCAAGUACGGAGUCAUCCCGCCAAACCUGCACUUUGACCAGUUGAGCCCCCUGGUCAAGCCUUAUUACAACCACCUCCGUAUUCCCAAAGAAGCAAUCCCUUGGCCUACACUACCUUCAGGUGUCCCGCGCCGUGCUUCAGUCAACUCCUUUGGCUUCGGAGGAAGUAAUGCUCAUGCCAUCCUCGAGGCAUACGAGGCUGAGAACUCGACCGCCUCGGUCGAGGGCAGCCACAGUGACCUCAGCAUCGUCCCUUUCGUGUUCUCGGCCAACAACGAGAGCUCUCUCGUCAACUUGACUUCUUCAUAUCUUUCCUACUUCCGUGGCAACAAGACUACCUCUGUCGGAAAUCUCCGUCACACCCUCGCGUGCCGCAGGUCCGCGCUACCUCACAAGAUCACCUUCUCCGCUUCAACGAUAGAUGAGCUCAUCACAAGCAUUGAAACACGACUAGCCGAGCAGGGUAAAGCCGAGAAAUCGUCCUUUGGAUCCAGAUCUUCCCAGAAGGAUGCUAUCCUGGGUAUCUUCACUGGCCAGGGCGCCCAAUGGCCGACCAUGGGUACCAAAUUAAUCGAGUCGCAGCCUGCAGCUCUGAAGCUGAUAGAGAUCCUUGAUGAAUCCCUUCAAACACUCCCAGAGGCGGACCGUCCGCAGUGGAAGAUCCUCGACGAGCUAAGAAAGGAUAAGGACGCCAGUCGCAUCGCGGAAGCAGCGCUGUCGCAGCCCCUUUGCACCGCGGUUCAACUCGUUCUCGUCGACGUCGUGCGUGCCGCCAACAUCAGGUUCACUGCAGUCGUCGGGCACUCGUCCGGAGAGAUUGCCGCGGCAUAUGCUGCGGGAUUCAUCAGCGCCAAAGAUGCCAUCCGUAUCGCGUACUACCGUGGUCUGCAUGCCAAGUCUGCCAGCGGCACGAAUGGGUGCAAGGGCGCCAUGAUGGCUGUUGGCACCUCGUUUGAGGACGGAAAAGAGCUCUGCAAGCUCGAGGACCUCGAAGGCCGCAUUUGUGUUGCUGCGAGCAAUUCGCCCAACAGCAUCACCCUGUCCGGAGAUGCAGAUGCCAUUGAGGAGGCAAAGGAGGCACUAGACCAGGAGGACAAGUUCACCCGUGUCCUCGUCGUCGACACGGCGUAUCACUCACACCACAUGAAGGCAUGCGCGGAAGGCUUUGAGAAGUCUCUUGCUGCUUGCGACAUCGAGAUCCUCCAACCCGGCCACGAUGCCCCGACCUGGCUGUCGAGCGUCCGAGAAAAGACAGCUAUGAUGCCGUCGAGUGAUCUCAAGGGCAGCUACUGGUCUGAAAAUAUGACCAACACUGUUCUCUUCUCCCAGGCAAUUGAGCAUGCCGUCGAGGUCCAUGGACAAUUUAACUUGUCACUGGAGCUCGGCCCUCACCCAGCUUUGAAGAAGCCUGCCACCGAGACGUUCGAGGCGGCUGGUGUGAAGUCUGUUGAGCACGUCGGCACUCUGACCCGUGGCAAGCAUGAUCUGCACGCUGUGUCACAGUCACUAGGUGCGGUGUGGGCGCACCUAGGUGGCGCUGCCGUCAGCUGGCAGAGCCUCAUCAGCAACUACUGCGGUGUCACUAAGCCGAUGCCUGUGAUCCGCGACCUGCCGCUGUAUGCAUGGAAUCACAAUCGCGAGUUCUGGACCGAGUCACGCACUGGCAAGCUCUUCCGCACUCAGCAAGACACCGUCCAUGAGCUUCUGGGAAAGAAGCUUCCAGACGGCACAGACGACGAGAUCCGCUGGAAGAACGUCUUCAACCCCAAAAUCCAGACUUGGCUGCCGGGGCAUGCAAUCCAGGGAAUUCCGGUCUUCCCUGCAACAGGCUACAUCAGCUUGGCUAUGGAGGCAGCAAUGGAGGUCGCCAAUGGCCAGCCUGUUCAGUCGAUUGAGUUGUCGGAUAUGCAUAUUGAGAAAGCUAUCGCGAUUGACGAGACGAAUGGAACCGAGGUCAUCACCACCUUGAGCAACAUCCACCGGUCAAGCACUGACUCCAAUGUCAUCCACGGGCAUUUCGUGUGCCGUUCACCACUGAGCAAUGAUACCGGGCGUAUGGCAAUCAAUGCCUCCGGUAGCGUGACAGUGUACUUGGGAGAAGCGACGAACGACACACUGGUGCCGCGCGAGCAGCCGUCUGGAGACCUAAUGGAUGUGGACAUCGACAAAUUCUAUGACACACUUUCCACGCUUGGCUAUGGCUACAGUGGGCCGUUCAGAGGCCUGGGUAGACUCCAGAGGAGGAUGGGUUUUGCUUCAGGCUCCAUCAACAGGGUUGCCAUCGGAACUCGUCCUCUGCUGUUCCAUCCGGGUCUCCUCGACACAUCCGUCCACUCUCUAUUUGUGUCCUUUGGUGUGGCUGGUGACGGCCAAUGGUCGCUCCAAGUUCCGUCUAAAAUUCGCCGUGUCACGCUCGUUCCAAGCCUGUGCGGUGACAAUCUGCUUGAGGGCGUCGAGUUCGACUGCACCAUGUCCUCACGUAGGGCUGGUGACAUUGCCAUUAUCGCAGCGGACGGCAUUCACAAGUGUAUAGAGAUUGAUGGCCUUGAGUUUGUCCCGUUCUCACCUGCAACCGAGGCCGACGAUCGAACCUUGUUCAGCAAAGUCACAUGGGCUCGUGACAGGCCAGACGGAGAUGAAGCAGCUGCUCGCCGUGCUCUUCCGGAGGAGAAGGCCAAGUUCUCAGAGUGCGAGCGUGUGUCUUUCUACUACUUGCGGAACUUCAACGAGACCAUCGAUCAGGCUGAGCGCGAUCGGCUACAGAUUGCUGAUCACCAGAAAGCUCUGUUCGAUUACGCCUCGCAUGUCACGAAGCAGGUCAAGGAGCACCGCUGGACCUACACGUCUCCCAAGUGGCUGAAUGAUAGCCACGAUGAUAUCCUCGAUAUCAUGGAGCCGUACGGAGAUGACGCCGACUUCAACAUCAUCCGAGCCGUUGGUGAGCAUCUGCCGGCGGUUGUCCGCGGUGAGACCACUAUGCUCGAGGUCAUGACCAAAGACAACAUGCUGGAGAACUACUACAGACACGGUCUCGGAUGUGAGGCUGGAAACAUCACUGUGGCCAACUUCUUUGAGCAAAUCACUAAACGCUAUCCACACAUGGAUAUCCUCGAAGUCGGUGCAGGUACUGGUGGUGCCACGUGGGAAGUCUUCAACCGCGGCGUGCCUUUCACGUCGUAUACUUACACAGACGUUUCUGCCGGCUUCUUCGGCAACGCCAACACCAAGUUCCAUAAGUGGACUGACAAGAUGAUCUUCAAGACUCUUGAUAUCGAGAAGACGCCCAAGGAUCAAGGUUUCACUGAGCACUCGUACGACCUGAUCCUCGCCUCCCACUGCCUGCAUGCCACUUAUUCCUUGGAGAACACGAUCCGAAAUGUGCGGAGUCUGCUCAAGCCUGGUGGUUUCUUGGUUGUCCUAGAGAUCGUCGAGAUUGACACCAUGCCUAUCGGUCUCAUCAUGGGCGGUCUCCCGGGUUGGUGGGUCGGCCAGCACGAAGGACGCCGCUACUCGCCAAACAUCACUCUGGCGCAGUGGAAGAAGCUCCUCAAAAAGACUGAUUUUGCUGGUAUCGACACCUUCACGCCCAUGUUGGAUCCCCGCCCCUUCACUGCCUCCGUCUUCGUCGCCCAGGCGGUAGAUGACAGGGUUAACCUCCUCCGACAGCCCCUGGCAUCUUCCCCUGAUGACAUCAACUUUGACCAUCUCGUCCUUCUCGGCGGUGAUGGUAUGCUCACUUCAGACAUAAUGGAUGAGCUUGAGGACAUUCUGCGACCCCGAUGCCAGCGCCUCGUUGUAGCUUCGUCCUUGGACGAACUCGAGGUCAACGAGUUUCCACCAUUGACGUCAGUGUUGAGCUUGACAGAUGUUGACAACCCAGUCUUCAAGGAUAUAAACGAAGAAGGCUGGGAGAAGCUGAAGAAGCUACUCAGCUCCUCGGAUGCCCUCCUCUGGGUAACUCAUGGCGCAUGGUGCGAACAGCCCGAUGCCGGAACCAUGGUCGGGCUGCUGCGAUCCAUCACAUAUGAGCAUCAGCACCAGAGGCCUCAGCUUCUUGAAGUCCCCGAUCCUAAGGAGCUGAAUGCAAAGUUGUUGGCUGAAUUGCUGAUGAGGAUCAAGCUGGGUCAGCAGUGGAGAUCCGCCGGAACGGGAGGAGAUAUCUUGCACACGAUCGAGCCUGAGCUCAUGCUCGAGAAUGGCGUGCUGAAGAUCCUGCGACAGAUGCCUGACACCGUCGCGAACAACCGGUACAACUCCGCUCGGCGUGAGAUCACCAACGAGGUUGACUUAGACACCGGCGACGUCAGUGUCCAGUGGGAUGACCAACGCUACAUUCUGCGCGAUACCAAGCUACCAGCGAUGAGUGGUGGCCAAGUCAAGGUCCGCGUUGAACGGUCACUAUUGGAAAGCAUCCGCACUCCGUCUGGCAUGUUGCAUCUAUCCCUCGGCACGAGUGAGCAGAAGGUUAGGGGCUUGGCCUUGUCGGGUGAGAACGCCUCCACUGUCAAAAGCGAAGAGUUCAUGGUGGCGACUCCGGGGCCACUCAGCGAUGAUGAGUACCUAAUGGCCAUUGCAACAUACCUCCUGGGUCAUCAGAUCCUUUCCCGAGUACCCGCCGGAGCCACCGUCUUGAUCCAUGAGCCUUCCCUUCUCCUUGCCGCUGUCUUGUGUGCCGACCAGGCUGGUAAGGCAGGAGUCAAGGUUUCUUUCACUACGACACAUACAGAACGUGCUGGAAAUUCAUGGAUCCACGUUCACUCACGAAUGACAAGCAGGGCAUUGACGCGUGCUCUUCCUCCUCAAGUCGAUGUGUUUCUCGACAUGUCUGAUGUUGCAGGGGAAGACGGUCUUGGAGCAAAGAUACUCGAAGUACUACCAGAAACAUGCCAACAAGAGCGACUGUCAAGUCUUGUCUCGAGAAAGUCCAUCGCUUACACGACCAACGAAAGCUCUAAUCUACUCGAGAAGGCGAGCUCAUUCGUCCAGGCUGUCUCUGGAGAUUUGGCCGCAUCUAGGGUCGCGACCGCGGUCCCUAUCCCCCUUAAGAAUCUUCCCAAGUUAAGGCAGAAGACAAGCCUGCUCAACAUCGUUGAUUGGCGGUCACAAUCGCCGGUGUCGACUAGUCUGGAGCCGAUCGAUUCCAGCAAGGACUUCUUCCAAGACAAUAAGACUUACUGGAUGGUUGGGCUAGCCGGAGACCUCGGACAGUCUCUCUGUGACUGGAUGAUUGGUCACGGUGCACGAUACAUUGUACUCACCAGCAGGACGGUCACAUCCAAGGUAUCGGAGAAGUGGCUCAAGACACAUGCGGCGCAGGGCGUGACAAUCAAGCUUAUUGAAGGUGAUGUGACGGACAUGGACUCACUCACAAGCGUACGCAACCAGAUUGUCAAUACCCUGCCACCAAUCCGAGGUGUGGCCAAUGGUUCUUUGGUCCUUCGCGACAGGUUGUACCUGAAUACGGACUUUGAAACUUUCCAAACAGUCAUGCGUCCAAAGACGAUCGGAACAUCAAACCUUGAUGCACUCUUCAGCGAGGACACGCUUGACUGGUUCAUUGGCUUUUCGUCCAUCGUGGCUACCGUCGGCAACCCCGGCCAGAGUGCCUAUUCGGCCGGAAACUUGUAUGUCAAGGCCGUCAUCAAUCAGCGUCGCCAACGGUCUCUCCCCGGUGCGACCAUUGACAUUGCUCCUGUGCUCGGUGUCGGCUACGUGGAGAGAGAGCGCAAGGCGGCGGGCGUCAUGACGGAGAAGAUGGUCGAGAAGCUCGAGGGCGGAGCACAGCCCAUCUCCGAGAGCGACCUCCAUCAGCUAUUCGCCGAGGCUAUUGCUGCCUGCAAGACCGAUUCGGGUCGUCAUUCCGAUAUCGUUACGGGAGUCCGGACCUUGCAAGCCGAAGACAUGAACAAGGCUUUCUGGGCUGCCAACUUGAAGUUCUCUCACUUCAUCCGCGACGCUGGGACAGGCAACCAAGCAGAUGAUGGCGAAGUGGACAAAGUCUCUGUCAAAACCAAGCUUCUCGAGGUGAACUCGGUUGAUGAGGCAGCAAAUAUUAUUCGAGCGGUCUUGACCUCGAAGCUGAACAAGACGCUUCAAUAUCCCGCGGACCAGGAGAUACCCGACUCGACGCCACUCAUCGACAUGGGUAUUGACUCUCUCAUCGCAGUCGAGGUCCGCACUUGGUUUUUGCAGGAACUGGAAGUGGACAUGCCGAUGCUGAAGAUCUUGGGUGGAUCAACUAUUGUUGAUAUGGUCAACGAUGCCAUCGCAAGACUCCCAGAGAGUCUGGCUUCCAGGUUGCAGAAGUCUGAUACUGCGGUAUCUAUGCAGCCCGACGAGACCCCAGAGACUGUCCCGGUGCCGGUACCGGCAGUGACCGUCAGUGAUAGUGAUGACGACUCUUCCUCGACAAAGCAGACACCGUCUGAAGUAGGAUCGGUCUCAACUGGCACGUUACAUUCUGUGGCUACUCCAUUGUCGAUGCCACCAACUCCGGGCGAGCCCGACGUUGAGAAGUCUGAAAUCGAGUUCCAACUCACAAAGACUCUUGUUGAGCCUGAGAUCACGAGAACCGAGCCCAUGUCAUUCGGCCAAACUCGAUUCUGGUUUCUCAAACAAUACUUGGAAGAUCAAUCGACGAGCAACAUUGCCUUCUAUUUUAGAAUUGAGGGCGCCUUCAAACCAGACAAGCUGCGUCGAGCCCUUGAGUUGGCUUGCCAACGGCACGAGGGCCUGCGCACCUGCUUCUUUGUGAAGGAUGAUGCCCCAGUUCAAGGUAUCAUGCGUCAGUCUGCGAUCCAAAUGGAAUACCAUCGAGUCUCCAGCCAGGAAGAAGUGCGAAGGGCAUACAGGGCGGUGCAAGGGCAUGUCUUCGACAUCAAGAAAGGCGACACCCUCAGACUGGUCUUGUGCGAAGAGUCACCAACUUCGUUCUACUUCAUCCUUGGGUACGAUCACAUUGCCAUGGACGGCUUCAGUUGGGAGAUUCUAUUCGCCGAGCUCCAAGCGCAUUACCGCGGUGCUUACGUGCCUCCCGUCACGCGUCAAUAUGCUCAGUGGACCAUCAAGCAGCGCAACGAUGUGAUGGGUGCUACAUUAGCAUCUGAUAGGCAGUACUGGCGGAACCAGUUUCCUGCGCUACCAGCAGUCCUUCCGUUGUUACCCAUGGCAAAAGCCAGCUCAAGAAGCUCUCUCAAGACUUACGAAGUAAACCGAGCGAGUGCGAAGUUGGACAAAGAGCUAGCCGAUCUGGUUAAAACCGUCAGCCAAGCCAACAAAGUAUCGCCUUUCCACUUUCACUUUGCGACUUUCAAGACACUCUUGGCUCGCCUCACGGAGUCCACAGAUAUCUGCAUCGGCAUGGCUGAUGCAAGCCGUAUGGAUCCAGCAGAUGCCGGCGUCAUUGGUCUUUUGUUGAACCUGCUACCUCUCCGUUUCGAGUGCAAGAAGGAUCAGACUUUUGCCAAGUCCUUGCACGAAAUGCGCACCAAGGUCUACGGAGCCAUGGCUCACUCUCAGGUCCCUUUCAACACCAUCAUUGAUGACUUGACCGUUCCAAGGUCGACACAGCAUCAUCCGCUGUUCCAAGCCUUCAUAGAGUACCGUCCGGCGCAAACGCUCAAGUUUGCCGAUCUGAAAGGUGAGCUUCCAGAAGAUCAUACCUCGUUUGCCAGGACGCCGUAUGAUGUUGAGCUCAACGUCCUGGAGGAUCAUGGAGGCGGCGUUACUAUCUCCAUCGGAUGCCAAUCUCAACUGUACUCUGAACAUGCCGCACAGCUUGUUCUGAAAAGCUACUUGACAUUACUCAAGUCUUUUGCAACUGAGCCACAGCUUCCCGUCUCCAAACCAGCAUUAUAUGCCCCUGAAGACGUACAGGAGUCACUUGUGCUGGGAAAAGGUGAAACAAUGACGAAUGUCUGGUCCGGAACAAUUUCCCACCGCAUUGAAGACAUGAUUGCAGCCUAUCCCGAUGAAAUAGCUCUGAAAGACACCCUCGGCAGCUCCUUGUCUUAUAAGGCAAUGGCUGAGCGCGUCGAUUUAAUCCAGGCAGCUUUAUCGAGGGCGGAUGUUCGUCCAGGAUCAGUCGUAGCUGCAUCUUUGCAGCCCUCGACGGACUGGGUUUGUUGCCUGCUGGCCGUCCUACGCCAAGGAGCAGUCUUUGUACCCCUUGACUGCAGCCAAGGUGCAUUGCGUCUGCAACAGAUUGUCGAUGCCAGCUCGCCCAAGGCAACCCUCGUCAACGCCGCCACUGCAAAGCAAGCCAGCGACUGGCCUGCGGUGAUCGAUGUUGAAAAACUCGUGCCACCAUCGGAACGUCUGCCAAAUCUUGACAAAUCGGAUCAAGCUGCGGUGAUGCUCUUCACCAGUGGUACCACGGGAGUACCAAAAGGGGUGCUACUUCAGAACGCUUCCCUUGUCAACGUCUUUGAGGGCACAGCCGCCAAGUUCGGUAUAGGCCGCCAGACUGUGCUCCAACACUCAGCCUUCAGCUUCGACAUGUCUCUCGAGCAGACCUUCCUGGCACUUUGCAAUGGCGGAACACUCGUCAUUGUCGACAAGUCCAUUCGAGGCGACUCGCGAGCAAUCAUGAGAGUCAUUGCACAGGAGGCUGUGACUUACACCAAAGCCACCCCUGCUGAGUACUCAUCGUGGUUCCGCAACGGCGGUGAUUAUGUCAAGGGAAACAAAACCUGGAAACAUAUCUUUGCAGGAGGCGACCGUAUGACGGAAACCAUGAUGAGCGAGUUGCGUGAACUCGGUCUUCAGGAUGCCAAGCUGCUCAACUCUUACGGCCCUGUGGAAGGGACAAUCAUUGCAACGAAGAUGCGGUUGGACUAUGGUUGCGAGAAGAAGGGGCACUCGCCAAUUCCUGUGGGGACUCCACUCCCGAACUACUCCAUCUACAUUGUCGAUGAAGGUCUCAAUCUGCUACCGCCAGAGGUCCCGGGCGAGAUCAUCAUCGGCGGGCAAGGUGUCGCGAUGGGAUACCACAACAAUGAUAUCGAGACUGGAAAGAAGUUCAUAUCCAAUCCAUGGGCAGACGAAGAAUACCUCAAGAAGGGUUGGACAAAGAUGUAUCGGACCGGCGACAAAGGUCAUCUCACGAAACAUGGCGAGCUCAUUUUCCAUGGACGAAUCGCUGGCGACAGCCAGGUCAAGCUACGAGGCAUCCGUCUAGAGCUAGAGGAUGUGGAGAGGAAUAUUCUGAACGCAUCAAAGGGCGCCUUAUCCGAAGUUGUAUGCACCGUCCGCGAGGACGCCGCAUCGAAUUAUCUUGUCGCCCACGUCGUUCUCUCGUCCAAAACCGAUGGUUUUUCGCCAGAGUCAUCAAGCGCCUUUCUUGCAGAUCUUCGCGUACAACUUCCUCUGCCUCAGUACAUGAAGCCGUCAGCCAUGUCCAUUCUCAAAUCAAUGCCCUUGACAAAACAUGGCAAGAUUGACCGUGCGGCAAUCGCUGCCCUGUCGCUUGUUGGUGUUGCUGGGGAGGAUCAAGACGAGGGAGAGUUGACUGACUUAGAGAUCAAAAUCAGCAACCUCUGGAGGAAGCUACUGCCAAAGGAGACGUUGCCUCCAUCACUGAAGCGGUCGUCCGACUUCUUCACUGUGGGCGGGAGCUCUCUGAUCUUGGUUGAGGUGCAGUCCCUCAUCCGCGCUGAAUUCAGCAUUGAUCUGUCUUUGCAAGAGCUCUAUGAGGCCACAGUGCUUUCCAAAAUGGCAGACAAGGUGAAGCAAGCUCUCGACUCUAAAGCAGUCAACUGGGACCUCGAGACAGCACCUCCAAAGCUCAACGAUCUGGUCAAAGCUGUCUCACAGCCCUUGAGACUCACCAAUCUAGAAAUCGUCAUGACCGGAGCGACAGGACACCUGGGCGGCUUCGUCCUCCAGCGCUUGAUCUCCGAUCCAGCCGUCGCCAAGAUCCACUGCGUUGCUGUGCGUAACCCUAGCAGGAUCAAGUGGCAUUCUGACAAACUCGCGAUUUACCCCGGCGAUCUCUCACAGCCUCAGCUCGGCCUCCCAACCAGCACCAUAGAGCAACUCGCCGCCACCGCUGAUGCUGUUGUCCACUGCGGUGCUACCCGCCUCAACUGGGAGACCUUUGAGUCCAUGCGGCCUACAAACCUUCUUUCGACCCGCGAGCUGAUCCGCCUCGCUGCGCCGCGCCGCUUGCCCGUCCACUUUGUCUCUAGCGGCGGCGUGUUCCCGGCAGAUGUCCCUCCUUCGGAGUCCUCAGCUACAGCCCAUCAGCCCCCGGCCGUUGGAGCGGAUGGUUACGUCGCCAGCAAAUGGGCCAGUGAACAGUUGCUAGAGCGUUCGGCAAGGGAUCUUGGCAUACCUGUCCACAUCUAUCGUACGAUCCGCGCGGAUGAAGGGUCGUUCCCUGAAGAGCUUCCCGAAGAAAUCCUGGCUGGAAUGGCAGCCGCCACAGUCGAGGCAGGCGUCAUGCUCAACCACGGCGGCCAUGCCUGGGUUGGAUACUUUGAUCUCGUAUCGGCGCCGGGAGUGGCAGACAGCAUCAUAUCGGCCGUUGUGAGUGACGCGUCGCAGAAUGCAGGAGAGAAGGACCCCGCAAUCAGCUUCACAAACCACAAGGGGGUCUAUCGUGUGUGGAAGGGUGAGCAACUUGACAGCCUUGUGUACCGACCUGAGAUCCAGGAAAGGUUGGGCAGAUUCAAGAUGGUACCACCGCAGAUAUGGCUUGGCGAGAUGAAGCGCGCGGGAUUCCCCUGGAUGAUGGGUGCCAGUGAGGCAGCGUAUAAAGGUCUGGUUAAGAACAGGCGUUAG
Molecule: messenger RNA, 11910 nt
Organism: Thyridium curvatum
Lineage: Eukaryota; Fungi; Ascomycota; Sordariomycetes; Thyridiales; Thyridiaceae
Exons: 5
Coding region: 1-11910 (3969 amino acids)
Biological process (GO): secondary metabolite biosynthetic process; fatty acid biosynthetic process
Molecular function (GO): phosphopantetheine binding; 3-oxoacyl-[acyl-carrier-protein] synthase activity; fatty acid synthase activity
Source: RefSeq, a predicted model, not a curated record